Messenger RNA from Cottoperca gobio, 3438 nucleotides. Its product is annotated as inositol 1,4,5-trisphosphate receptor-interacting protein. Gene Ontology annotation, cellular component: membrane. The record is from RefSeq and is a predicted model, not a curated record. NCBI's taxonomy places the organism in Eukaryota, Metazoa, Chordata, Actinopteri, Perciformes, Bovichtidae.
UGUGCAAGACGAUGCAAGAUAUUCUGCUGCGUGUGUUUGUGGUGGCUCUGGGUCUCCUCGCAUAUCCGAGGGAUAAGCCCAGGGUUGAGGAAUGGGAUGAUAUCCCCACAGUGAGCAUGCAGAAGCAUGAAGACAGACUGCUGAGAGGAGGGGAGAAACUGGACCACGAAAUGGCAGCUGUCAGCGAGGAAAUGACACAUAGUGAGAAUGGAGGGCCUCGGGAUAACAUUCAGACUGAUCAAAAUGUUACCGAAAAAGAUAAAAUGUCGGUCUUUGAAGAUAUUUCUGUCAAAAAAGAUUCAGAGGAAGUCGCUGCUGAUCACAACUCACAUUUUAUAGCAAAUGUGGAUCCAAGUCAACCUGAGACUGCUCUGAAAACUUCACAAGUUCACCAUGAGCAAAAUAGAAAUAUACAGCUGGGAGAAAAAACUAAACAGGGAGAGGACCUCCAGACUGAUGACUCUUUCACAGACCAACGCAGACCCCAAGAGCAACAAGAAAAGCCUGAAGUGUUCAGCUCCAAAGAACAAGAAUCACCUCCUCCGUCACACCUUCACACCAUGACAUCAGAAAAUGAAACUUCAGAGGAGGCCAUCGCUGACUGGGAGCGGGAUUACCUCUGGUACAUAUGGAACACACUCUCCAUCAUUUCCAUGAUUCGCUUCUUGAAGAAAUGCCUAGGGAGAAAUUCCCAAGUAGAAAGCAAGCCCUUCCCAGUGACCUGCACCGCUGCUGAAGUGCCGCUACCGGACAACGACACUCUGCUGCGAUUUCAUUCUAAAUGUAUUCAAGUCUCGUCCGAUACGAGUUGCAAGGAGUUUUUGGAGGGGUUUGCAAAGGAUCUAUUGGAGGCCAUGAGGACCGUGUGCGAUAGAAAUGGCGGUCUGGUGAUUGAAGACUUUCAGAUAGUGGACGCGUGCAAUAUCAUCGUCCCUUUCACCCCACCUGAUCCCUAUAGUUUCAAGUGUCUGCUCUGGAACAAUCAGGCAAAUGACCUGCUGCCAGAUAUGCAAGCAUGCGGUCAAAUCAAACUGGUGGAAGAUAAGACAAUCCAAAAUGGCUGCCUCUGUCAGUCUUUUAAUUCAGAUGAUAUGGUGUGCUUGCUGCAUUGCGAGACUGGGAAAGUAAAGACAAAAAUGACUGAUGGCCUUCUUUGCGUGAAGAACUCCACCUUCCUGUCAAAUUCGCAGGUCACCAGGUGGUUUCAGAGCACCAUCAAACAAGCAUGGGAACAGAUUUCACACAUGUACGAGUUUGCGCUGAACAUUCGCUACAUUGGUGCGCCGGGUGCUCUGGUAGUUCGCUUCAGAUCAGGGAAGAAGAUUAGCUUCAGUAUGAAUCCUGUGGUUAAAGUCACUGAUGCUCAUUUCUUCAUUACUCCUUGCUCCACAGACCGCUUGGAUACUUUCUGGACGCUCUCCUUGACCAGCUAUGAGGACCGUUUCUUAGAACACAUCUCAAAACAGCUGCCUGUAAACUCAUGCCACAGUCAAACUCUGGAAAUUGCACAUUUCCUCCACAAGAAACAGGCAGCACUGUCAGGAAGUAGUGCUCUCAAGGAUUGCCAUUUUAAAACUGCACUAAUGCAUCUGCUUUUGACCAAAGACCCAUCGCAGUGGAAACCCAACUUUGUGGCUUGUAGACUACGAGACUUAAUGGCCUUCAUGGAGAGAAGCCUCGAGAGAAAGCUCCUGCAACAUGUGCUUAUUGGAAACCCUUUAAGUCAGAGAGUUAUUGAACUUCCUGAUGAAGUUACUAAUGCAAAGCCUGUGAAUCUCUUCCAUCCCCUUGUGGUACACAACUGCAUCUACAGAAAUGCUGUGACACACUUCCAGGAAAUGCUUAGCAAUACACACAUGUUGAUACAUGACUAUGUUGACAAGUGUAUUGUAAUGGGUUAAUAUAAGUUUUAAAAUGCAUAGUUUAAAGCUUUGAGGAAUGAGUUGUGCCAUUUCUUCAUGAAUAGACUAUAGAAACAUCCAGUGAGAGAAUUUGUUUAUUUAAAAUUCUGAUAGUUUCCACACACUUUUAGUAAUUAUGGUCCCAGUUAUUUAGGAAGUCUUUAUGCUCUUCCAUGCUGGGGUCCUCCAAAGUGAAUGUGUCGGCAUCCGAGAAUGUCAUCCGUGGUUGAAGCUGCUCAUAUUUGCCCUUGCUCACGUCGACCUUCCAAGACUGAGUGGAAAUGACACGACCAGAAGCUGUUGAGAAAAACAUUACAACUUUUAAAGUGCGUAAAAGUACUCAUUUUACAGGUUAAGCUUGCCUCAAUGCUUAGUGCCAAGCACUGGAUUUGAGGUACUUAUGAGACAGCAAAAUGACUUGACACUCAAGUUAAGGAUUUUUCCAUGCAUAAACACAAAAGUUGAAACCUACCCUUUGAAGAUGCUGGGACACAGGGUGACUCACAUGUGCACACAGAGUCAUCACCGUACAGCUCCUUCCACCUACACAAACAGUUAUCAGGUCUUGAAAUGCUAAGCUUAAUGAGAACACAAUACAAGUUCUGUACAAAACAAAAAGUACACAAAACAUUUAUCCCACAAGACCAAAAGAAAGCUACUGCCGCCUGUGGAAGUUUCACUUUAGCCAGGAGUCAAACUCACUUAUUGGAACCUGCAUCAUAGUUGCAAGCCUUUGAAGUCAGAGUCGGAGUUAGUGUCCCAACAGAGAGCUCACAGUGCAUGUAGAGUUGCUGAAAGACAUAAACUUCAGCGUUAACAUACAUUUUCCCAUUUAAGAAUAAAGCCCCGUACUGCUUGUGACCCAUGUACCUGUGUUGAAGACUUAGUGGAAAGCUGGUCCUUGAAGAUCAGAGCGGCUACAGAGAAUCUCUGGACCACCUUUGAGGUACUAGCGAGGAACUUUGACUCGCUAGAAAUCUUGGAAUCAACCAUGCAGCUGCAAUUAGAGAGAACAUUCAUGUUUUACCGUCAAGCGAGUGACAUGCCCAUCUCGUUUGAUAAAUAAGAUGGCUCUUACCCGUGGUUGUCAAUGACUACAUGUUUUGAGGUGGAUUGAGAAUCUUUGGUAGCUGUCAUGAAGCACUUGUUGACGUAGAGCCUCACAUCUCCAGUUCUUCCGAAUCCCUUGGCCGCAAAGUACAUCGGUUGGCCCAAGGUGUAGGUUUUGACACCAGUGAUGGGUUUUCCUGAGUCUGAAAAAGUGAUUAUCAGUCACUGACCGUUUGAUACUUACAGAAUUAAGUGGGGCAGCGGCACACGUUUGCUUUUGAGAGAUUAGCAUAAAACAAAUUAAAGAAAGUGAAAAAUGUUUGAUGCCUGAACUCUUGAUGUCUGAAUACAUAGUGAUGAAUUCCUGUGAACACUUUCAGUACAUGCUAUAGCAUUUUUUUUUUUUAUUACUACACCUUCAAAUGUUUAUGACUGCAGACCUUGCCAUGUGGCAGCAACAGUAGUUAAUAAAAUCAUAUGAAUUAAA